ACCACCCCUCUCCCCCGCCUCGUGCCCCCAGCUAGCUGCCCUUCCUGCCCUACAUAUACCCAGGAGAUCCAACCAAAAAGAUCUCAAGCCCACAAUUCACAUCGCUCCUACCCAGCCACGCACGCGUGGAGAAGAGAAACAGCAAGCACCAUGGCCAAGAUCUCCUUCCUCUUCGUGGCGCUCCUCGUCCUCGCCGUCGCGUUCCCCGUGAAGGUGAUGGGAGGUGGCGGCGGCGGCAAGCUCAAGCCAUGGGAGUGCCCGUCCAAGUGCUCGUCGCGGUGCUCGGGGACGCAGUACAAGAAGGCGUGCCUGACCUACUGCAACAAGUGCUGCGCCACCUGCCUCUGCGUGCCGCCGGGCACCUACGGCAACAAGGGCGCCUGCCCCUGCUACAACAACUGGAAGACCAAGGAGGGAGGCCCCAAGUGCCCCUAGAUUCUUGAUUUUCUUUCUUCUUCUUCUGGGGUGCCAGCUUGCGGUUCAUGGUUAUUCACUACUCGGCCAUCAAGAUGUUACUAGAUCUGAAUUAUGUGACAGGCAUUUAGUGGCAUGUGAAUUGCCCUACCAAUUAUCCGUGUUUCUAUCAGUAGGACUAAGAUGUGGAAAAAUGGAGGCGCUCCCACAUGAUUAUAGUGGGACCUCUCGAGCUUUAUUGUUCCUUGUGCGCCUGUGCACCGUGCUUUCUUCUUGUCUCAAAAGUCAGAUGAAGCAUGAAGCGCCCGUACCAUUCGGCAUGAAUGAUGAGCUACCACAAUGAACAAAAGCAUGCAACGCCCGUUCAUUUUUCUUUC
Molecule: messenger RNA, 791 nt
Organism: Triticum aestivum (bread wheat)
Lineage: Eukaryota; Viridiplantae; Streptophyta; Magnoliopsida; Poales; Poaceae
Product: gibberellin-regulated protein 5
Exons: 3
Coding region: 151-435 (94 amino acids)
Source: RefSeq, a predicted model, not a curated record